GGCCCGGGUCUCCUGGAGAGGACCAUGGCGGGGGAUGCAGGCGUUCGCAGUUGCACCGACUCGGAGCUGCUGCUGCACCCGGAGCUGCUGUCCCAGGAGUUCUUGCUCCUCACGCUCGAGCAGAAGAACAUAGCUGUUGAAAAUGAUGUAAGAAUAAACAAGGACGAUCUUACUGAUCUUUAUGUCCAGCACGCAAUACCGUUGCCUCGGAGAGAAUUGCCAAAGAACCGAUGGGGGAAAAUGAUGGAAAAGAAGAGAGAACAGCAUGAGAUAAAAAAUGAUACUAAAAGGAACAGCACUGUGGAUGGGUUAAGGAAAAGACCCCUGAUUGUAUUUGAUGGCAGUUCAACCAGUACAAGUAUAAAAGUGAAAAAGACUGAGAAUGGAGAUAACGACCGACUCAGACCCCCUCCUCAAGCAAACUUUACCAAUAAUGCCUUUCGAAAACUGGUCAAUUCCUCCUCAUCCUCAAUUUUGUCUUCCAAUUUGCCUAUGAACAAUAAGAUGGAACAUGAUAAUGACAGUAGACAGAACCAUGACUUAACACAUAGGAAAAGUCCAUCAGGCCCUGUAAAGUCGCCACCUUUGUCCCCAGUUGGAACGACUCCAGUGAAGUUGAAGAGAGUGGCUCCGAAAGAGGAAGCCGAGACAGUGAGCAACCUGAAGCCCCCAGAAGCUAAGAGGAAGAUACAGCAUGUUACAUGGCCAUGAAGGAAAGUUUCUAAAAGUGUAUAUAUAUGUAUAUGUAUAGUAUAUAUAUGCAUAUAUAUAAUUGUAGUUUUUCAGACAAAUUCAUAUAUACUAACAGUAUUUACAAAUAUCUUGAUUUUGGUGGAAUUUUCUUAAGUGUAAAAUUAGGCCCCAAAAGUUUUCCUUUACUUGCUCUUUUUAUCUCCCCCCAAUACUCAUCUUUUCUGCCCUGAUCUAGAAUUUAUUUUGUAAACAAACGGCUGCAAGUAUAAUAUAAGCAGUGUUUUUCAACCUUUUUGUGCAAAGGCACACUUUUUUCAUGAAAAAAAUAAUCACCAGGCACACCACCAUUAGAAAAUGUUAAAAAAAAAUUAACUUUGUGCCUAUAUUGACUAUAUUUAAAGUAAUUCUCUUGAAUAAGAAUAAAAUAAACACAAAGAAAUUAUUUUAUAAUUACUUUAUAAUGAAAUAAUCUAAUGAUUGGUCUAUUUGUGAGCCGAAGCCGCAUGUUACGGAUGAAAUUGGAAUUUUUCCCACGGCACACCAGACAAUAUCUCACGGAACACUAGUGUGCUGCGGCACAGUGGUUGAAAAACGCUGGUGUAAAACACCCAGUGAAUUUUAGGAAUUUUCAUUAGUCAGCUUCAGUCAUUAGGGGAGAUUUGAGAUUUUCUUUUAAACUCAAGUUUUUAGCAGUUCACAAUUUUUACGUUCCUGUAUUAGUUUAUAAUCUAACACUUCAUGGUUAGAUUUAGUAUUUUAGUAGGUGUGGCCCCACUGACCCUAACGGUGUACCAAGAAAGGUUGUUUGUAGUACAGGCAGAAAAAUGAUCGAAAAUACACAAAGUUGCUGUGCUUUAAUUGCUUCCAUUGCUUCCCAUCAGAACCAAAAGGGAAGUCAUCUGCUUCUUUUGGCCUCCUUCAACUCUUAACAGAAUUGUUUUUUGAGGGCCAGAGCUGCGGUGGCACAGCGGUAGGGCAUUUGCCUUGCUGACCUAGGACUGACCACUGUUCAAUGUUGUCCAUAUUGUCCCCCAAGCCAGGAGUGAUUUCUGAGUGCAUAGCCAGGAGUAACCCCUGAGUGUCAGUGGGUGUGACUGAAAAAAAAGUGGUUUUUGAGCUGAUUGGUUAGUUUUGUACUUGGCCUGUCCUAUUCUUUUUCCAUGGAGUUGCCUCUGAGCAUCUGUGAUCUUACUCUGUGAUCUUGGGUCUCCUUCCUAGGAGCUUAAUAUAUAAAAAAUGAAGCUGAUAUAAAAUUGUCAGGUAAGGUAAUCAUUAUCAAAGUUAAUAAGUAUUGGCUGAAAGUUGAGGGUAGGAAGAGGAGGGUAGAAUUUUGAGACAGAGUUCAGAAAGUAGAAUCAUCAAGCAGGGAAACUGGAUGUGGCCUGAGGUGAGAGGUGCUGUGGGGCUGAUUCUCUCCAGUAGUAAAGGCCAGAGCUCCCUUGAGGGCUGUUGUUCCUGCUGAGGAUACUUUGGGUCAUGCUACCACACUGCAUCCACUCUGGUGCCUGCAGUUUUGUCCUAGAGGUAUUAUCAUUCCAGCCAUGUAUUGGAAGAUGUUUCCCUGGGAAAUAAGGUAUCCCUGACAUUCUUGAGUUCUGUCUUUCUGCUCUUUGUUCUAACCAAGUACAGAGGAUACUUUAUGCCUUGUGUGAUGGAUUUUCAAGUUGGGGUUUGCCUUUUUAGUAGUUUAGAGGAGUCUUAGAUCCUCUUUUGAUUUGUUAAAACAGCAUGUAGGCCAUGGUUGUAGCUUAGUGGUAGGAUGCAGUCUUUGCAUGCAUCAGGCUGUGGGGUCAGUCCCUAACCCUCAAACCCCCCUAAAAAACCAACAAAAAAAGCACCCAACAUUUUCAUUUGCUAUUGAAUAGCUUUGCAAAAAACUCAUUCAGCCUUGCAGGUAAGUACUAUAUAUUGUAUUAAAAAUUUAAUCCUAUAGAUCAUAUAGCUUUAAGCCAUUAUGCCUUUAUUCAGACUAUAAAUCUGUAUAUAUAAGACAAAAUGGAUACCUAAUAAAUAUUACAUCAAUUGUAAUUUGUCAAUUUGUAAUGUCAAUUUGUAAAUAUGUAGUUAUUUGCAGGGCUGAUGUAUGUAAUACUGUUGAAGGACACUGUGAUUCUAUAUGUAACUAUGUUAAGAGAUGUUUUUUGAAGUGCAGAUUUUUGGGUUGGAAUGAUGAGUUCUAUUUUAUAUUUAUAUUCAGUUGUCCCCUCUGCAUUCAUCUGUAUUUUCUCUCUUAGUUUAGGGAGAGGUUAACCAUUUGACAAUUCUUAAGUCAGUGGAGACUUAUUUUUAGUUACUCAAAAUUAAUUUUUAAUUUGUAUCUUUAACUACAGAGUAGGUUGAUAAUAACAGCUGAACUGUGUAACAUUGUUGCUUCAAAUUGAAGUUUAUCACAAACAUUCAGAAUCAGUACUCAUAUAGCAGCAUAUUACUGAGUGAGCUAUUUUGAGUUUGAGGUGUGGAGCAGUGAGAAAGUGUACCAUGUAUAUCAUGACCCUGGGGUGUUGUGUUUUCUCCUGGUAUAUAGAUAUCCCUCAUGUUUCUCAGUAUAGCUGGGAAUCUGAAUAGUAAUGAGGGAAUCUCACAUGAUGAUGUGGCUUUGGUAUUCUUAUAAAGUUUAGAAGGACUUGACUGGAAAGGUGAAAAUUUUGAAAUACUACUUCUUAC
Messenger RNA from Suncus etruscus (white-toothed pygmy shrew), 3357 nucleotides. RefSeq names its product chromosome 12 C2orf49 homolog (gene TSLIG2). The record is from RefSeq and is a predicted model, not a curated record. Bases 25 to 711 code for a protein of 228 amino acids. Gene Ontology annotation, biological process: embryonic morphogenesis. Lineage: Eukaryota; Metazoa; Chordata; Mammalia; Eulipotyphla; Soricidae. The transcript has 4 exons. Gene Ontology annotation, cellular component: tRNA-splicing ligase complex.